Messenger RNA from Sinocyclocheilus anshuiensis, 1764 nucleotides. RefSeq names its product peroxisomal biogenesis factor 16 (gene pex16). The record is from RefSeq and is a predicted model, not a curated record. Bases 108 to 1130 code for a protein of 340 amino acids. NCBI's taxonomy places the organism in Eukaryota, Metazoa, Chordata, Actinopteri, Cypriniformes, Cyprinidae. Gene Ontology annotation, cellular component: peroxisomal membrane. The transcript has 11 exons. Gene Ontology annotation, biological process: peroxisome organization.
ACAGGAAGUGGCGUCAGAGGAAAACAUCUGCAUAUGCGGAAGUGUCACUCUCCGUGUGUUUUCUGCGAUGUGUUGUGUGUGAUUGGGAAUUUAUUCAUUUGUUUGUGAUGUCGGUGCUCUACAUGGAUACAUUAAGUCGUAUUUAUGAGCGUUAUCAGGAGUAUGUGAGGUCGAACCCUGCAGCCGCGUCUCAUCUGGAGAGCACUGUUCGCGCGCUGAGUUACCUGAUCGCAGGUCGCUUCUCAGACUCUCAUGAAAUCUCAGAGUUGGUCUACUCAGCAUCUAACCUUCUAGUGCUGCUGAACGAUGGUAUCUUGAGGAAAAAUCUCUCUCGGACAUUGCCUAUGUCUCUCUCUCAACAGAGGCUGUUAACCUGGUUGUCUGUACUGGAAUAUGUGGAGGUUUUCACAGAGAUGGGGGCUGCUAAGCUGUGGGGAGAAGCUGGACGCUGGCUAGUUAUUGUUCUUAUUCAGGUUGCCAAAGCGAUCCUGCGUUGUCUCCUGCUUCUCUGGUACAAAUCAGGCAUCCAGACGUCACCACCUAUAAUUCCUCUGGACAGGGAUUCUCAGCUCUGUAGUCAAGAGAACAAUGCAGAAGAAGACGAUGAGGACACUUCUUUCGUGGGCCAGCGUUCAGGAAGAGUGGUGAGACCACUGGGAAGCGCACCGUCAUUGCAGUCUCGUCUUUGGGGUCUCUCUCGGAAAAACAAAAAAAGUAGGGAUCGAGAAGAGGAGCUCCACUCAAGCCCCACACCUCUGGGUCUGCAGGAAACCAUCGCAGAGUCCCUGUACAUCGCAAGACCGCUUGUGCAUUUGGCCAGUCUUGGGAUUUGUGGAAAAUGUUCCUGGAAACCUUGGAUCAUCUCUGGUCUCUUAGAGAUAACCAGUUUCAGUUUGUUGAGCGACAUCAAGACGCUGAACCGCAGAGAGAGGGCUGAGAUGAGGAGACGGGCCUUCCUUCUCCUCUACUACCUGCUCCGCUCCCCCUUCUAUGACCGAUACUCUGAGACGAAGAUCCUCUUCCUUCUUCGCUUCUUGGCAGAUUAUGUUCCCGGAGUCGGUUUGGUUGCACGUCCACUGAUGGAGUACUUGCCCAUUUGGCAGAAGAUCUACUUUUAUAACUGGGGCUGACGUCAAAGUGAAUCUUUCACAGGUCAGCGCUGCCAAAAUGUUAGCAGAAUGAGAGGAAGCCAUUUAGAGGAUGCGACAGCGACACUCGAGGACUCAAAUCACACCUGUGCCAGAACAUUACCACAUUUAGUUUAGCAGUCAGGGAGUUACAGGUGCACUGCUGGCGUAUGAGAAUAUAUAUCUGGAUAAGGAUUCUCCGAAUGCUGUUUUUGUUGAUCUUUUAGCUUUCGCAAUUUUAUGCAUCUGAGCCACAUUUUUUUGCACUUAUAAACAUCUGUUAUCAAAUGACUUUUGGCCAACCUUCAAGCUCUCCUAUCCCAUAAUCUAUCCCUCAACACGAAUGCCUUCCUUUUAAUUUAGAUGUUUAUUUCCAAGGAGGAUAGUUUUAUUGAACGCAACAAUUGAGUGGCUGAAAUGAAGUCAAUUAGACAGAUUUUUGUUCGUUCUGAUUUGUGCCAUAGAUGAGAUGAAGCUGAAUGUGAUGCUUUUAAUUGUAGCUACAAUGGAAUGAUCCAUCAAAUAUGUAUAAAGGUCCCCCAUCAUUUCACAGGACUCCAAUGAGACUUUUUGUGUGUAAACCAGCAUUAUGAGCGUGUUUAUUCACUGUGAAAUAAACUCAUUCGAGUCUUUGUUU